Molecule: messenger RNA, 816 nt
Organism: Chrysochloris asiatica (Cape golden mole)
Lineage: Eukaryota; Metazoa; Chordata; Mammalia; Afrosoricida; Chrysochloridae
Gene: METTL23
Product: methyltransferase like 23
Exons: 5
Coding region: 1-816 (271 amino acids)
Cellular component (GO): cytoplasm; nucleus
Source: RefSeq, a predicted model, not a curated record
AUGGCGGCCCCACGCGGGCCCGCGGAUUCUCGCACACGCAGCCUUGCAGCCCGGCGCCCUUCGCUACCCCCUGUCGUCCCGGGGGCUUCCGGCGUCGCGUCUCCUGGGGAGCGCGGCUUCCAAGGGCUUGUGAUCAGGGCUCAGCGCUUUCGGUUCUCGGAGGAGCCCGACCCAGGAUCCGAGGGGGCCGUGCUAGAGGUUCACGUCCCGCAGGUCUUACAUCUCCAAUAUGGAAUGUACGUUUGGCCCUGCGCUGUGGUCUUGGCCCAGUACCUGUGGUUUCAUAGGAGGUCUCUGCCAGGCAAAGCAGUAUUAGAGAUUGGCGCUGGCGUGAGCCUUCCAGGAAUUGUGGCUGCAAAAUGUGGUGCUAAAGUGAUACUGUCGGACAACUCAGAACUGCCACACUGCUUGGACAUCUGUCAGCAAAGCUGCCAAAUGAAUAAGCUGCCACAAGUCUGUGUGGUAGGGCUAACAUGGGGCCUCAUCUCUCCAGAUCUUCUGGCUCUACCACCACAAGACAUCAUUCUUGCAUCAGAUGUAUUUUUUGAACCAGAAGACUUUGAGAACAUUUUAACUACGGUAUACUUCCUGAUGGAAAGGAAUCCAAAGGUCCAGGUGUGGUCUACUUACCAGGUUAGAAGUGCUGACUGGUCACUUGAAGCUCUGCUCUACAAAUGGGACAUGAAAUGUAUCUGCAUUCCUUUGGAGUCUUUUGACGCAGACAAGGGAGAUUUAGCCGAGUCUGCCCUUCCAGGAAGACACACUAUUGAAAUGCUCAUCAUCUCCUUUGCAAAGGACAGUCUGACUUACACCUGA